Molecule: messenger RNA, 753 nt
Organism: Cyanistes caeruleus (blue tit)
Lineage: Eukaryota; Metazoa; Chordata; Aves; Passeriformes; Paridae
Source: RefSeq, a predicted model, not a curated record
GAUGGGAAAGCUGGGAGUCUGCAGUGCUGCAGCUCCCCAGUGGGGCUCUCUUCACUCGAGCAUGAAGCUCAAUUUUUAGGUGUUCCUCAAUCAAAACAAGGAUCAGUGCCUUUGGAAAGAGCAAAGUUGCAGCCGUUACUUAUGGAACAACUUUUUUCUGACCCUGCAACCCAGUAUCGGGUUCCCACACUUGGGGAAGCCCCCUCUGGAGACCCCCCUGAUCCAAAAAAAUGUUCUCCUCGAGAAUACUUGGAGUUUUACAUAUUCCCAGUGCUCUUACCCGGGCUGGCUGCUCUUGUGGAAGAAGCAGAGAAGGAGAAGUGCUUUGAGGGGAAAAGAACCAAAUUUAUUCCCUCUGAUUUCCUAACUGAGUGGUUAUACAACAAGAAUCCAAAGAGGAAAGAUGAGUCAUUCACAGAAUUGUUUUCCAUUCCUUUUGUUAAGGACUGGCUAAAGGACCAUCCUAGACCACCAAUUCCUCUAUCUCUGCUUAUAUCAGAAGAAGAAGCAAGCAUACUAAUUCAGUCCUUCUGGAGAGGUUAUCGGGUUCGUUGUGAUAGUGAAAUACAAGAGCUACGUCAGUGGCAAAAGAAGCUGAGACAGGAGAGGCACAUUACUGAGGUAGUGAAAAAAUUCUGGAUUAAACAGGAAGCCAAAGUGGGAAGCAAAUCAGAAGAGCUGGACUAACGUACACAAAAUCCUUCAACAUCUCAAUUUUAAUUUCCUCACUAAAAUUUCAAAGCACAGAGCUCA